GUGCGGGCCGGGGGUGCUUCUCCAAGGGAGGGAGGGUUCUGGCUCCGCGGGCACCCGCUCGGAACCUCAUGGCGUUUCCCUCUGCGGCCGGGUGGCCUCCUAAGGUGGAGGGAGUCCUGCAGAUAGAUGCCCAGCCCUGACAGGUGACACACCAGGCCAGUAACUGACCCUCGACCUGCACAUGUUAGUGUCGCUCAGGAGAAAUGGCUGUUGCAGGCAGCAUGCUUGGAUUGCUGCGACAGCAGGUGGUGAUGGGGGCUGCUCCUGUGGGCCGCUGCCUGCACAUGUCCUCCCAUCAGGCUGACAGCAGCAGAGCCUCACUCACUCGUGUGCACCGACAGGCCUAUGCACGCCUCUAUCCUGUGCUCUUGGUCAAGCAGGAUGGCUCCACCAUCCACAUCCGCUACCGGGAGCCCAGACGAAUGCUGGUGAUGCCCAUGGACCUGGAUGCCCUGUCCCCAGAGGAGAGACGGUCACGGUUCCGCAAACGUGAGGCCCAGCUCCGAGGGAAGGAGAAGGAGCCAGAGCUCCUUGAUGACUUUGACUUGGAGCGGUACAAGCAGUUUUGGAUCAAAAAGUGACCAUGUCCACAAGCUGUCCUGGCUCAGGAUGCUGUAGAUGGGCAUUCACCUUUAAAUUGAGCAUUAGGAUUGUAAAUC
Molecule: messenger RNA, 659 nt
Organism: Phyllostomus discolor (pale spear-nosed bat)
Lineage: Eukaryota; Metazoa; Chordata; Mammalia; Chiroptera; Phyllostomidae
Gene: MRPL55
Product: mitochondrial ribosomal protein L55
Exons: 4
Coding region: 204-581 (125 amino acids)
Biological process (GO): translation
Cellular component (GO): mitochondrial large ribosomal subunit
Molecular function (GO): structural constituent of ribosome
Source: RefSeq, a predicted model, not a curated record